AUGGAAUAUGACAAGGACCCAUCGUAUGUUCAACUAGUUACUGACAUUGCAGAUAAAUUUAGCGAGUAUGCAGCUUCACUAACAGCAAAUGAUUUGACGAUUUCCUCGAUCACCAAAACAGUCCUGUACCACUGGAACUUCUCCGCUGCCGAUCUCAUCUUUCCCCUCAUCGCUGCCUUAGUAAUAUUUUUGCUGAAACAAAUCAUCGUAGGGAUUCUCAAUGCCAUCGAUCUCUCAAACUUUCAACCCGUCGACGCCAAAAAACUCCCCGAGUCAGUCUUUCAACUUAUUAUGUACAGUGGCCUGUGGAUUCUGGAGACGAAGAUAGUACUCGACCACGAUUUCCUUGUUAGCCCAUCGAAGACUUUUCACAACUGGUCUGAAAAGCGAGAAGAACCACUGCCCUUUGAUGCAUACUGGCUGUAUGUUACUGUUAUUGGAUUCUAUAUACAGGCGCUUGUCUGCUGCAUUCUGAUAGAUGAGCGAAGAAAAGACACGAACGUCAUGAUUCUCCAUCACAUCGCCACCUUAUUCCUCGUUGUUUUCUCCUUUGGAAUGCGUUUCUGGGCGAUUGGCUGCCUCGUCCUCUUCUGCCACGACAUUUGCGACAUAUUCCUCGAUGUUUCGAAGCUUUUCCUCUACUUUCAAAACCGAAAAGUGUGCUCAAAGCCGACUUGGUAUAUUUGCGAGGUUACGAAGUCAAUCUCCUUCGGAUUUUUUGUCCUGAGCUGGAUUUGGUUCCGGUUUAAUUUGUAUCCAAGAAAGGCAAUUUAUGGCGCUGCCUAUCACAGCAUGGUUGAAAUCAAAGGCGGCCCUCCAGUAUAUCCCUUUUACAGCUUCCUGCUAAUGUCGAUUCAAGUCAUGCAUAUUUACUGGUUCUUCUUCAUUUUCAAGCUUCUUCUGAAAAUCCUUACUGGCGCCAAGUUGGACCGAGACACACGAGAAUACGAGGAAUCAAACGAAAAGAAGACCGACUAG
Oikopleura dioica is the source of this 978-nucleotide messenger RNA. The record is from the annotation of a GenBank genome assembly. NCBI's taxonomy places the organism in Eukaryota, Metazoa, Chordata, Appendicularia, Copelata, Oikopleuridae.